AAAAUACUGUCUUACAUCUGAAUCGACAACCUUUAUCAAAGUCUGUGACGAACUGCCAGCCCGAACACCAUAUUAUCCCGACUAACGCCCAAUAAAGCUGUGAAACGAAACAUUCAGAGAAACUUGGCAAGCUUUUCUAAGGUCAAAAGAGCACCACUUUAUUGUGCAGUUAUCAGUGCAACUAGAUUAUAUUUAGAUUAAAACUAAUGAUACAGAGCCCAGUCAGGAACUGUAUGUACCAAUAAUAAAAACAUCUUCAAAUCCAUUAAAAGUAUACACUUCCAGGUCAAAGAUCAGCUGAUAAGACUAAAAAUACUGCACUGUAAAUGCUGUGAGAGACUAUGAUUGGCAUCAUUCCCUCAAGCAUGGCUCUAAAAAUUCAUAUAGUAUGGUGCAAAGCCAGAGGACAAAAGAUACCUGGAUAAAAAAUAAAGUUUCCAAAAAAGAAAGAAAUUUACUUGGGUAUAAAUGGAGCAUGUUUUCCCUGUAAUUGGUCCCCAUAUGAAUAUUUUCCAUUUCAUCCACUGCAAUAUUUUACAAGAAAAUAGGUUUAGCUCUUCACUUCAGCCAAAUUCAGUGCCAGAGUCUUUAAUGCAAGAGCCCAAACUAGAUACCACCACCCUGGUGAACAUUCCCUGGAAAGCUGCCUUCGAGUCCGAUGACUCAGGUCAGAGCUGUGGAUGUUAUGAAUGAAAGGGAAGAGGCGAUACAUCAGCACAGUGACGGUGCAAAGAGCUGUGAUUGACUCAACCUGGUGUGGGAAUAGGAGGACACUCCAAAGCGCGACGGAAAUAGCCGGUGUGCUGCAAGUCCUGAAUAAGUGUGGGAGGGUGAAAGGGUCAGCUGUCUCUAGGGCAGGAAUGACACAGAAAGCAGGAGCGACCGAGAGCAGCAGAAGCUUCAUUACUGGACACGAAUCUACAGCAAAUUACUGAAAUACACAAAGACUGUACAGAUUUGAAGAAACUCAGAAGAAAGGGAGGAAGGAACUGGGAAUUAUUCACCUUCUAGGAAAAGAGGAGGUCAGUCGCAGACUUCAGAGACAGCUCUUUCAUCCAAACCAAGGAGAAACUGUCUGUCUCGGUCAAAGCGAUGUCUGCUCUCUAUCUGUCAAAAGUGGCACCUAAGGAAUCAACACACAGUUCGGAACAAGACCAGUCACGUAAAUCUGGGAAAGGAGUAAAACUAGUCAAGAUGUCUGAAGCCUCAACAUCCCAGCAAAGGAAGGACGAGAUUCCUCCACCUCCUUCUGCCGGAUGUCAAUCAGGACGGGAAGAUUUCUCUGGAGCACAUCCUCAACAACACAUGGCAUCGCAAAUUUCCAAAGAAAAGUUCUACCAACAGCGGAAGAAAUGUGAGCUAAGAAGGCUCCUGAAGCACACACACCCAGAGCUGAAGAUGCUGGAUGAUGUUGUGGAUGAGGAGCUCGCUGAGGUUUUGAGCUCAGAAGGGUCGACAGCUGGUGAAAUUGGAUACGAGGGAGAGGUCUUUUCAAGAUGCCUGAUAUUUGAGAACUGCGGCCAGAGGAACCAAGUCUCUCCUUACACCUCCAAGACACACAUGGCAGAAGGAACAGUGGAAAGAUGUGAUUUCAGUAAAACACCAGCUGUUUCUGAGGAGCCUCAUGCUGAAAGUGUUAAAGAGAUCACAGAGGAUGACAAAUCAGUUGGAUUUAGUCCAGAUCCUACCAGAGAGUGUGAGGAGGAGAUGAUAAGAAUAGAUGUUCAGGCGACCAGAAGGAUAUUUGAGAAUCAGUCUGUGAACACAUCCAGGCCAAAUCCAGAUAAUAAGUUCCAGGGGAAAGUUUCUAUUUCUGAGGAUGAGACAAAGGCAGUCCAAAAACAAAAAAAGCAGUUUGAAAUAUGUAGCAAAGACAAUUUACACAGCAAAUGUAAAAGCAUGAACACAGAUGUGGGAGUGUCAUGUUCUCAUGAUGUUGGUAAAUGCACGGACAUUUCUGGAGAAGAGGUUUCUUCUGGUGAAGCAUUCUUUGAGGAGGACUCCACAAGCCUUCCUGAUUCAGAGAGAUUCACUGAAACAAUAAAAACAAGUGCAGCUCUUUUGCAAAACAACCCUUUUAUCUCAACAAACAUAGAAAGAGAACACUCCUAUGUGAAUACGGGAAAAACUCAAAUUCAACCAAGAGACAGCAGGGCAGCUGAGGAAUACCUCACAGCUAAUGUAAAGAAUAGGACCCAUCUGUUUGAAUCGAUGCCUUUUGACAAAAUCAGGCAUCAGAACAAGGAUGAAAUUGAGACAAUGGUGGAAAAUAUCAAGGAAACACUGAAUUUCCUCUACAGUGUUGAAGCCAUACAGUCAACUGGCUCAGUCAUUGAGGUGAAUGAGACAAUGAUUGCUAAAAAGGCUAAAUUCACGCUGUCAGAGAGCGGGCCUGAGAUCAAAUACGAUGAGGUGGCAGAAGGUGGCGCUCAAAACUUCAUAGUCCAAUUGCUUCCACGGAUAAAUCUAAAGCCUCAGAUCACUUACCUAAAAGAGGAUAGUAAAGGGUGUAUGGAGGCCACGGUGGUGAAUGUACCUGUUCACCAACAUCAGUUCAAUACCAGCAAAGACAUAGAGUUUAAAACUGCCAAUGUAGUUCAGCUCAUUGAAGAUAUUCUCAGUCAAGACAAUUCUCUGAGGAAAGGAGUGAUCAUUCAAGAGGAGGUGCACAGUUGCGCUAAUGUCAUUGUUUAUUCCCUUUACAAUUACUUUGAUGAGGAAGAUGUCAAGAGAUAUAGCCCUCCACAAGGUACAGUAUCUGAUAAACCAGAGCCAGUAAGAGGUGACACAAAUAAAGAAACAAGAAAAGAUGUUUCGGAAGCAGCCAUAAGCGGCCAUCCGGACACCUCUCAAGACCAAGGUUCAAUUAGGCCGGAAAUCAAAGUGAAGGGGAAUGUAAAACUGUUCAAGAGUUGUAUUGACAAGGGAGACCUGGAGUAUUUAAAAACUCUUCAGGCUGAGGCAACAGUUCAAGAACAGGACACGGAGCUUCAAUAUGAACAGAGAGCUGAUCAGACAGAGGAAAGUACCUCAGAAUGGGUCCCAGUGGAUGUAAAGAGACUAAAAAGCAUGUUCUCUGGAGACCAAAGUCAAAUCGAACCAAAGAAAAAUAUCUCUGACAAUCGAGUUCCAUCUGCCACCAUUGGUCACGCAUUUACAGAUCAAAAUGUCUCACAUGGAAAGAAUCAGUUCUCUCCAGAAUGUAGUUCAGGGAUAAACUCCAAUGUGCAGGUAAACAAUACGUUCAGGGAAUGUAGUGGUGAAGCACAAGAAGAUGUAUGUUACCUUGAAGUUUUACCUCAGACGUCUAAACUGCAUUUUGACCAGCAAGAUGACGAUAGCGUUCACCAAGCAGAGUUAGUUGAGGUGAUAGAUGACAGUGACGAGAUCUUUAACCUUCAAACUGCAAUCCAGAGCCUCCAACAGGCCACAAUUGAGGCCAAAUCACUGUGCCACUCCUCAGAGGAAAAACAAAAAAUCCUUACUGAAGAAUCUCCUGGCCCCAAACACUCAAGAACAGAAGCAAAGUUACCUCAAGAAAAUGAGGAUCAAUCAGCCUCCAACUUCAUCCCAGUACAUAAAUCAGACUUCCAACAGAAAAACAUAGAGGCAUGCCAUGAAGAAACCAAUUCUGCCGAUGUGCAAAUGACUGAGACAUGCGGCAAAGAAUGUCAAAAAGGCACAGUGGCAGUGCAGAAACAAACUACUACAGUAUCUGAAAGUAGUUCCGCAAUUACAAAGCAAGAGGACGAGGAAGUCGUUUUUGAGGGUAAAAUUCAAGCAGCUUUGGAAUCCUUGGAGAGAUCCAACAUCAACGUCUCGAGAGGAGAUUUUAAAGCUGCUAUGAUCUACAGAAACUCCUCCAGACCUCACCAAGAGAGAAUGCAAAAUGUGGAUGUGGUAUCUGUUCUAAAAUCCAGUACUGGGGAGUCUGGUCCUGUGACUGAAGCUCAAGUAACCAAUCAAGUACAAUUGAGGAAAGAGGUGACUGCAGGUAAUGCAGAGCCUCCAAACCAGACAGGAACUCCCAAUAAACCAGCUAUGAGUGUUGUGUCAGAGAAAAGCAAAAGGCCUAUUCGUCCAAAACCAGCCAUUCCACCCAAACCAGAACAUUUGAAGGUAAAAGAAAGAGAUAAUCAAUCAGCUAACAUAAAAACUCCAGAGGCAAUCCUAACUAAAACAGUAAGACUUACAGAAACAGCUCCUCAAGUUUCUCAACUUUUGCCAAAAACAUCACUUUCAUGCAAGGAUGAACAUAUACAAGAUCUGUUUAAAAUUAACAGCAGCACAGUUUUAAUACCUGAUUCAGGAGAUUGUCAAAGAAAUGAGCCAUCGGGUGAAGAUGUUUGGAUGUCUCAGGAAGCUGAAGCGAAGCAUCAAGUCCAAGGUUCAACUGUUACCUCAGAACAUGAUGACACAGAUAGAAAUUUGAUUAAUGGACAACAGGAUACGAAAGCCACAGGAGAGGAGAAAAGCCACCAGGAUGUGCCAGCCAAAGACAACUUAAAUGAAACAGAUGAAAAGCAUUUAGAUUUCCAUGAAGCAUGUCAAAAAUUUGGAGGUAAAAAGGCAAUGAAGAUCGCACCUGUAAAACCAAAAAGAGUCAAAAUUGCCCAGCCUGAUAACAAACAGCCAGGUGGGGAAAAUGUUUCUGCACACGGGGAUCCAAAACCAGUACAAAUUGUAACUGAUCCUUCAGUGAACAUCUGUGGACAAACAGCUGUGAGUAAAGACAAGCAGGAGAAAGAAAUGAAGCCAGACAGCAAAGUCGAGAUGAGGGAGAAAAAGGGACGAACGGAAACAGAAGAUGAGCGCCGACAGCGACUGUCGGUUCACAUGGACGAGAUCAUGAGGGGGAACAUGACGGCGGCAAUGGAGAUUUUUGACAACUUGCGAAAGCAGGAGGAACUGGAGAGCAUUCUGAGUCGAGUUGAAGAAAUUGAACAGGACACGAGUGAUGUUGAUGUGAGGUCUCUGAGGAGAGUAUUCGAGGACGUUCCUGACUGGGUUGUCAGCUCUGACGAAGAGAAACAAAGGAAGGUUAAGGUAGAAGACAAAUCGCUGCCAUUAUUGAGAGAAAGCACUGAAAGCAAGUCCUCUAUGGCACAUGUGUUUGGAGACCUUGAGCGAGCUAGUGAGGAAAUCAUGAAUUUGAAAGAACAGACUUUAGCCAGACUUGUGGACAUAGAGCAAGCCAUAAAGAAGGCACUUUUUUCCGUCUCUACACUGAAAUCUGAUUCAGAUAUUGCUGGUUUGUCUUGUCUAUUCAGAGAGUCCCUAGGGACUGUGAAAGACUCUCCAUCCUCUGGCAAUAUUAGCAAAAUUAGCAUUGGAUCAAGCAGAACGAAGGCACAGGAAAGCGCUAAAACACAAGGAAGCACAGGUAAGCCAGCUAGACAAAGCAUUGAAGUAGCCUCUGCAAAACAGCGAUCAAGCCCCCUAUCUUCACCUGCGUUUAUCUCCAUCCAGUCAGCAGCUAGAAAGAUGGAUAAAAGAGGUGCAGCACUGGAAACCUCAAUCUGCCCGGCAUGUAAGGAGAGUCCAAAGCUGGAGGAGAAAUUUCGGACAACAAAGACACUGACGUGCAACAGCCCUGCUCAAAACAGAAGAAGAAACCCCAGAAAAGGAGGUCAAAAACAGUCCACUUCCAGCCCACUUAACCCUCAUCGAGAGCUCAGUGUGCUCGAGGUGCACACCGACCGUGAAGGUAACAGCAUCAUAGGGACGAAAACAGUCACUGAGAACUACGAGAGGACCGAUAACUUUGGGAACCGGUUUUACUCGACCAAAACCUCCACCGUCGUCACCACUCAGCCAGACACCACAACUACAACAUCCACAAGUCAGGCAGUGAUCAGUCCAACGACAUACCAGGUCACCACGUAUCCGGAAGUUCAGCUGCCAAUCAAUCAGAUUAACCCCUUCAUGCCUAAAUAGCCAAAUACUGGCAGUGUUUUUCAUGUUUUUUUCUGGGAAUGUUGUGAUGUACAUAACUUUAUUUGCUAAGAAACUAUUUAGUGCAGGUUUGUUUAUUUAUGAAGUCAUCACUGGUGUAAGAUUUUCUUUUUCCUAUGUGUUUGGUUAUUGAUUUUUAGCUUGAAUUCUUUAAAACUGUGUUUGAUUUGUAUUUUAAAAGUAAAAUCACAUGUUGAGUUUUGAUUUUGUAUUCGAUAUGAAUGCUUAUGUCAAGAAAUUAUUUUUUGUUCCCGCUAA
Messenger RNA from Amphiprion ocellaris (clown anemonefish), 6213 nucleotides. RefSeq names its product xin actin-binding repeat-containing protein 1. NCBI's taxonomy places the organism in Eukaryota, Metazoa, Chordata, Actinopteri, Pomacentridae. Gene Ontology annotation, cellular component: focal adhesion; stress fiber. The coding region runs from base 1093 to 5937 and encodes 1614 amino acids. The record is from RefSeq and is a predicted model, not a curated record. Gene Ontology annotation, molecular function: actin filament binding. Gene Ontology annotation, biological process: actin filament organization; actin cytoskeleton organization. The transcript is spliced from 4 exons.